Messenger RNA from Penicillium malachiteum, 834 nucleotides. RefSeq lists its product as uncharacterized. The transcript has 2 exons. NCBI's taxonomy places the organism in Eukaryota, Fungi, Ascomycota, Eurotiomycetes, Eurotiales, Aspergillaceae. The coding region runs from base 1 to 834 and encodes 277 amino acids. The record is from RefSeq and is a predicted model, not a curated record.
AUGUUUGGACCCGCCUGCCGCUCAGAUAGCGAACCUACUACUGCUAGUAUCAUGUACACUGAAGCCAGUCUCAACAUGGAUACCGAUAUGGAAUUUGUUGAAAUUCCCAUCAUCGACACUGAUGAGUCGUUGUUUUCUGUGAUCCCAAAACUCUCCCGAUUUAUCCGCACGGCUGUGGGUGAAAUGUCAUUUUCAUUCGAGGAGAUGACGCAUGAAACUCGUGGGCAUCGUCUUCGACAGCUGGUACAUGCCUUGGCUGAAGAUAGCCAUAACCCGUUCAUCAUUAUUGCCUUGAUGAUCCUCAAAUGGGAAUUUACAAGUGCUGUCGAUGACGACUGGGGAUUGAAUGAAAGUCGCGGGACAGCCUGCGAGUUUGUCGCAUGGCAGUUCUUAUGUCACUUGAAUCAGAGUGAGACGAUUGAGUUCUUGCUGGAAGAACUUCCAAUCCCUCGUCGUAACUCAACAAACAUCUUUGAGGUUGAAAGAGGAAAUUCUGGCUUUGAAUUUGCCGAAGAAACGGAAGCCACGCCUUUGUUAUCACGCUCGCCAACCCCAAUGAAUCUUCUUGGACUCGGCCAAACAAGUGCGAAAGCACCAAAGAAUCGAGAGAAUUCCGAUUUACGUGAUCCAGAUACGAUGUAUGAUGUUUCACGGUAUUUCCAAUUCUUUGGGUUGAACGCUUUGGAGAUAGCUGCUAUCGCGCAUGCCAAAAGAUUUCUCAGUCAGAGUGUUGUUCAACGUGUGGUUAAUGACAUAUGGAAGGGAGAGAUUGUCUUCUGGGAUUCGCUCACCGUUCACUCAACAAAGAAGCCCCAAAUAUUCAACCGAAAGUAA